GCGUGUUUCCUUAUUCGCUUUUUUUCUUUUUCCCAAAAGUUGAUUUAAAAAUUAGAAAUGUCAUCAUCUAAAGUAGAUCCCCGUAGAGAAGAACGUAUUGUACCCUUUCAUCUUCCUCCAAAGGGUGAGGAAGAGGAAGACUAUAACCACAUUUUAGCUACUUUUGUUGCAAUGGGUAGUAUUAUGACAAGAAACCGCUUUAAAAUGCUUCCCUGGGUUGCCGCUUACUUCGGUUUUGUUGCAACAUUGAACACUAGAAAAACUUUAAAGUCAAAGGACUCUAUGGGCGGCAGUGGUGCUUUCCUUGCUAUCAUCGCUCUCUUCACCUAUUAUCUCAAUUUGUAUCUCGUGCAUAAAAAAUCAUUGGAGGCUAUUGCCGCUGGUGAUUCAUUUAUUUCUGAUCCUGUCUUUAAUUAAUCCGUACCAGCGUGUAACAAUAAACAACGCUUAUAAAAUCAUUUGGCUUAUCCUCGUAGGUAAUUACACGUAUAUGGAGUGAAUUUUAGGCAUCAAGCGAAAGAGAAUUUAAAUAUAGUUAAACAUGAUGUAUCUUUAA
Messenger RNA from Mucor mucedo, 556 nucleotides. RefSeq lists its product as uncharacterized. Gene Ontology annotation, molecular function: protein folding chaperone. Gene Ontology annotation, biological process: protein insertion into ER membrane. Bases 58 to 417 code for a protein of 119 amino acids. Gene Ontology annotation, cellular component: endoplasmic reticulum membrane. The record is from RefSeq and is a predicted model, not a curated record. NCBI's taxonomy places the organism in Eukaryota, Fungi, Mucoromycota, Mucoromycetes, Mucorales, Mucoraceae. The transcript has 4 exons.